ACCCACGGUUCUUAUCGGUAUUAUGGGUCAGGUCAAGACCCGCAGUUCUUACAGUUCUGACCUGACAUAUUACAACACUAAUUCCGGUAAUUUAACUUCAACAUCUGCUAAAGAAAACGUUGAACCUGAUACAUUUGAUCUUACAGACAACCUUAACUCUUCCAAUGGUUCUAUGAGAGUAGAAAGUUUGAAUGCAAUUAAUUGCACCGAUAGCUCUGAAACUCCUUCAAAUGAUCCUGUGAGAGUAGAAACUUUUGAUGCCACAUCGGACGUAUAUGAUCCUUUGGACCUUU
Messenger RNA from Acaulospora morrowiae, 293 nucleotides. Lineage: Eukaryota; Fungi; Glomeromycota; Glomeromycetes; Diversisporales; Acaulosporaceae. The record is from the annotation of a GenBank genome assembly.